AUGAGUUGGGAAGGUUUCAAAAAGGCCAUUAACAGGGCUGGCCACAGUGUGAUCAUUAAGAACGUUGAUAAGACCAUUGAUAAAGAGUAUGAUAUGGAAGAACGUCGUUAUAAGGUGCUUCAAAGGGCCGGCGAAUCGUUACAAAAGGAAGCAAAGGGCUUCUUGGACUCUUUAAGAGCUGUGACAGCAUCACAGACUACUAUCGCUGAAGUCAUCUCUAACCUUUACGAUGAUUCAAAGUAUGUUGCUGGUGGUGGCUAUAACGUUGGUAACUACUAUUUGCAAUGUGUUCAAGACUUUGACAGUGAAACGGUGAAGCAGCUAGACGGACCCUUAAGAGAGACUGUGCUGGACCCAAUAACAAAGUUCUCAACAUACUUCAAAGAAAUUGAGGAGGCUAUAAAAAAGAGAGAUCAUAAGAAGCAAGAUUUUGAUGCUGCGAAGGCAAAGGUUCGUAGAUUAGUAGACAAGCCUGCUAAAGAUGCUUCCAAGUUACCAAGAGCUGAGAAGGAAUUGAGUUUAGCCAAAGACAUUUAUGAAAAUCUAAAUAAUCAAUUGAAGACCGAACUACCACAAUUAGUUUCAUUGAGGGUACCUUAUUUCGACCCAAGUUUUGAAGCUUUAAUUAAGAUUCAAUUAAGGUUUUGCACCGACGGUUACACUCGUUUGGCACAAAUUCAACAAUAUCUAGAUCAACAGUCAAGAGACGAUUAUGCUAAUGGGUUAUUAGACACUAAGAUUGAGCAACUAUUGGGGCAAAUGACAAGCUUAGACAUUUGUGCUCUUGGAAUAAAAUGA
Molecule: messenger RNA, 798 nt
Organism: Saccharomyces eubayanus
Lineage: Eukaryota; Fungi; Ascomycota; Saccharomycetes; Saccharomycetales; Saccharomycetaceae
Gene: RVS161
Product: amphiphysin-like protein RVS161
Exons: 1
Coding region: 1-798 (265 amino acids)
Biological process (GO): actin cortical patch localization; plasma membrane tubulation; actin filament organization
Cellular component (GO): actin cortical patch; medial cortex; Rvs161p-Rvs167p complex
Molecular function (GO): lipid binding; protein binding
Source: RefSeq, a predicted model, not a curated record